AUGAGUAACAAUACUAGUAAUGGUAGCAGUGGUGGUGGUGAACGAGAUUUAGUCCAUUAUUAUAAAGUUUUAAAACAAUUUCUUGAUAUAUCGGAUGAUCCUACUAAAGCUAAAUCAAAUUCAUCAAGAGCUCAAAGAGCAAGAGAAAAGUUAUUAAAAUUAUCAUUCACACAAUUCAAAGAAUUAAGUACUGAUGUAUAUGAUGAAUUAAGAAGAAGAAUAGACGAAUCAAGAGGUGAACCUGAUUAUUUAUUACCUAAAAAGACCUUUCAUCCAAAAAGGAAUCAAGCAAGACAAAAAUUGGCUUCUUUACCUCAAUCAAGAUUUAAAGAUCUUGUAAGUGAUAUCUCAUUUGAAAUUGAAAGAAGAGAAUUACAUAUUUCAAAAGCAAGGAAAGAUUCAACUAUUUCAAUGUCAACAAAUGCUUCUUCUAUUUUAACUUCUUCAACAAGUGAUAAAUCAAGUAAUAAUGGUGGUGGUGGUGGUUAUCAUAGUCGUCAACCUUCUCGACUUACUCAAGAUUCUCAUCCACAAUAUUUACAAAAUGGGGGUGGGGAUAGUGGUACUACCGCUGGUGAUGACUCAACUAUAUCACAAAUUCCAACAACCAAUAAUAAUAAUACAAUUGAUAGUGAUUCCAUAAAUCAUACUGGCCAUUCAAUUGGCGUUCAACAAGCUACAAUCAUACCUAAAAAGGCUAAUCUCGAUUGGUCAAGUGAUGAAGAUGAGGAAAAGCAACAGCAACAACAGGAAAAGCAAAUUCAAGAACAACACGUGGAAGAUGAUGAACCUAGAAAAGUUAGACUACUGUUCCCUACUUUACAGCCUGAAAACGAAGAAGUAAGUCGAUUAGAAUCUUUGGUUAGUGAACUUCAACAACAAUUAAAAGAAUCUAAAUUUGAAACUACUAAAUUACAAGAAAAAUUUGAAUCUAUUCAAACUGAAUUGCAAUUUUCUGUUAAUCAAAAUAAAUCACUUGCUGAACAACUUGAAAAUUUAUUAGAAGAAAAAGAUUCUUGGAUAAAUAAACAAAAUGAUUCAAUUGAAAGAACUAAUGAAAUUGAAAAUGAAUUACAACAAUUGAAAUCACUUAAUGAAGAAUUGAAAUUAGAGAAUGAAACCUUGAAGAAUGAACCAAAGAUUAAUGUAACUUCCCCUUCAAAACUGUUAACCGGCAAGCCAAAAGCAAUACAAAAAAGUAUUGAAACAUUCUUGGAUAAAUUAGAUCAAUUAGAUAGUACACCUACCAAAUCUAUCCCACCUCCAACAAUUGUUGAAUUAAGAAAUCAAGUUAAAUUAUGGCAAAGAAGAUACGAAGAUUCAAGAUCAAGUGGAAUUGCAAAAUCAAUUAAGAAGGCUUCCUUAUCAACCACAGAUUUAAAUAAAUUUGUUUCUCCACAAGGUUUAAUUUCAAUAAGAUUAGUUAGUGAUGUUCAAGCUUCAUUAGAAUCUUUCUUGGUAUAUCUUUCACAAGAUAAUUUUGAUCCUGAUAUUUUAUUUGAAAAAAUUUCCAAGAUUUCCGUGAUUGUUAAUGAAAUUGCAACCCAAGGUGAUAAUCAUCAAUUUAAUAGUAAUGAAAAUUCAGUUUUAUUAAGAGAAUCAAUUAGUCAUGUCUUAACUGCAACUAGAUAUCAUGCAGUUUAUAAGAAUUUAUUACCUAAAUUUGUUAUUGAAAAGGCUAUUGGAGAAUUAUGUUUUAUUAUGUGUGAUUUAAUAAGUAAUUGUAAAUUAAAUGAAAAUUCAACUAAUCUUAGAAUGAUUGAAUCAUAUAAUACACCAAUUGAAAAUAAAGUACCUAAGAAAUUAGUGAGUGAAGAUUUUGGAGUUAGACCAUUACGAAUGGCAAAUAAAUUGAAAGUUAAUCAACAAAAUCAACAACAGUCAUCAUCACAUCCGUCAUCAUCACCGAAACAAGGGAUUUCUUUUGCGAGAAUCUCACCAAGAUCUACUUUAACCCGACAACCAUCCCAACCAAGACCACAAGAAGAACAACAACCAGAACAAUCACCACAAUCACAAUCACAAUCACAACAACAGCCUCCGUUGACUUCACCAAAAUCUGAAGUUGAAAACUCGCCAUUUAUUGAAACUUCAAAUGAACCAACAAUCCCAACCAGAUUUGGCAGAAAACCUCCAGUGGAAUCAUCACCUGAACAACAGAAAGCAGAGCAUUCUCCAAAAGAUACCAAAGUGAGUCCAACCGUCGGUCGUAAUAUCAAUCAAUUAACUUCAAAAUUCGAAUCACGUCGUUCUACCUCCCCUACAGCACUUAAAUUGAAUGGAAACUCACCAACUAAUAACAGAGGUGUUUUUCAAAUUGCCCAGAAAUAUAAUAUUCCGAAUGGAUCAAAUAAUGACCGGACUCCUAAAACGAGUCCAAUUUCCAAAAAGAGUAAUAUUCUUGAUAAGGUCAGACAGUUUGAGGCCAGUCCUGAUCUGAAAGUCAAAGUAACUUCUCCAAUUACCGGUGGUGGCCAACAGCCACAACAACAACAACAACAUGUUAAGAAUGUUUCUAUUGAUUCUAUUGAGAGUGGCAGCAGUCAAGAAAAACAACAACAAAAUGGAGGAGGAGGAUUAUCUGAACCAUUUAAUGUUAGAGAGAAUGAACCAAAAAAAGUUGUUGGGUUUAAAACUUUAAGGGAAAAACUUGAAGAUUCUAAGAAUUUAGAUAAUAAUUCUACUUCAUUUGAUAGUGCUGAUGAUACUGAAGGACAUGAUGAUAAGAGAUUAAGUAAUUCCACAGCUGAAACUACUCCAUCAAAUGAAGAACCAUCAGCUAUAGGGUCUGAUUUACUUAAGGAUAAAGAAACUACCAUUACUCCAACCUCACCAAUUCCACAACCUACCGUUUCACAAGAAACCAUUCAACUCCAAAAGCCCCGAGUCACAAUCCAAGACCCACCCCAUCAUCAUGAAUCCGAAUCAGAAGAAUAUUCCGAAGAUGAACAAGAACCAGAAGAAAACACCUAUCAAAAACAAGCUAGACAACGUCAAGAAUAUCGAAAAUCAAUGGCAGCAGCCACUUUCAAUGUUGAUUUAUUCGAUAUAGAUGAUCCAGAUAAUACCUUAACCCAAGUUCUCCUCUAUUUGGAACAUCAAACCGUUGAAGUCAUCAACACGAUCCAAUCCCUCCUUUCCGCCAUCAAGAAACCAAAUGCCACCAGGGGGGAAUUAAGGGAAAAAUCGGCCGCGAUUACAAUUGUGAUUUCACAAAUGACUGAAGCUACCAAUACAUCCAUGAAUCAAACCCGGAAUGCCCAGCUUAAAGAACAUGGAUCAUGGGUGGUUCGAUCAUUGGAGGAUUGUUAUCAUAGGAUGGAUAAUUUGUGUAAACCCACUCAAGAGAAAUUGGACCUGGGGUUUGCUGAUAAGAAUUUCAAACAACGAUUAGCGGGGAUUUCGUUUGAUAUUGCGAAAUGUACUAAGGAGUUAGUGAAGACGGUUGAGGAGGCUAGUUUGAAGGAAGAUAUUGAACAUCUUAGUGCUAGGAUUAAUCAUGGUGAGGUUGUUGAUUUGACUUAG
Molecule: messenger RNA, 3525 nt
Organism: Hemisphaericaspora subhashii
Lineage: Eukaryota; Fungi; Ascomycota; Pichiomycetes; Serinales; Debaryomycetaceae
Gene: SPA2
Product: Spa2p
Exons: 1
Coding region: 1-3525 (1174 amino acids)
Biological process (GO): invasive filamentous growth; mating projection formation; bipolar cellular bud site selection
Cellular component (GO): cell cortex of growing cell tip; cellular bud tip; cellular bud neck
Molecular function (GO): MAP kinase scaffold activity
Source: RefSeq, a predicted model, not a curated record